UGAUUCUGUUUAUAACGAUAGUUGCGAAUUCUUUUCUAUUGUAUUCAGCUGAAUUUAGGCUUCAGUUAUUUCUAGGGUUUAGAAUUGUUAUUUUUUUGGCUUUCUGGUCGGUUAAUUCUGUGAAACAAUGCCUCCAAGAGCGGUCAAGAAGACACCGCCUGGGCCGGGGACGAAGCGAACAGCAAGGGCUACCCGAGGGACACCCAAGACGAAGAAACAGCCCGAAAUCGCUGAAGAAGCAGUGAAAAUUGACGAGGUUUCGGUGGAAGUUAAAGACGAGAUGAAAGUUGAAGUUGUUGUUGAGGAGAAGCCACAGGCUGUGGAGGAAAAAGCCGUGGCGGUGCCCGUUCUGGCGCCAGAGGUGGAGAAGAAAACAGAGGCGACAUUAGAGAACGGAACUGGAAAGAAGGAAGAUGAGGUCAAAGAGUCUGUUGAGGAAUAUGAAAGAAGUGAACGAUUGGAUUUGGAGGAUAAUGAGCCUGAAUAUGAACCUGAAGAAUAUGGUGGCCUGGAUUAUGAUGAGAAGGGAAUUGAACAGGAGGAUGUUCAUGAGGAGGGAGAUGAAGUGGAGGAAGAACUUGAGCAUGGGGAUGUAGUUGGAGAGGAAAAGGGUGAUAUGGUUGAGGAAGAAAUGGAAGAGAUACAGGAGGAGGUUGAGGAUGAGGAGUUUGAUGAGCAUGCUGGAGAGAAGCAUACUGAGAUGGUUGAUGCAGAUGAAGAAGAACACCAUAGAGUGUUUAAAGAGAGGCGCAAGCGGAAGGAGUUUGAAGUUUUUGUCGGGGGCUUGGACAAGGAGGCGACUGAGGAAGAUCUUAGGAAAGUUUUCAGUCAAGUUGGCGAGGUUACUGAAGUCAGGCUUAUGAUGAACCCUCAGACUAAGAAGAACAAGGGGUUUGCAUUCCUGCGUUUUGCAACCGUGGAACAGGCAAAACGAGCUUGUAAUGAGCUGAAAAAUCCAGUGGUUAAUGGAAAACAAUGUGGUGUUACUCCAAGUCAAGACAGUGACACACUGUUUUUGGGUAACAUAUGCAGGACAUGGACAAAGGAAGCUUUGAAAGAGAAGUUAAAGCAUUAUGGAGUUGAGAAUAUUGAGGAUGUGACCUUGUUUGAAGACAGUAAUAAUGAAGGAAUGAAUCGGGGUUUUGCUUUCUUGGAAUUCUCGUCUCGUUCAGAUGCCAUGGACACUUUUAAACUUCUGCAGAAGAGAGAUGUCAUUUUUGGAGUUGAUAGGCCUGCUAAGGUUUCUUUUGCAGAUUCCUUCAUUGACCCAGGUGAUGAAAUCAUGGCUCAGGUUAAAACUGUUUUUGUGGAUGGUCUGCCUGCUUCAUGGGAUGAGGAUCGUGUCCGGGAUCUUCUCAAGAAGUAUGGUCAGGUUGAAAAGAUUGAGCUUGCUCGUAACAUGCCAUCUGCCAAGAGAAAGGAUUUUGGAUUUGUCACAUUUGAUACCCAUGAUGCUGCAGUGACAUGUGCUAAGAGCAUUAAUAAUGAAGAGUUGGGAGAAGGGGGUAAUAAGGCUAAAGUCAGGGCUCGCUUAUCAAGACCACUUCAAAGAGGCAAAGGGAAACAUGUUGUUCAUGGAGAUUUCCGACCUGGUAGUGGGGCUGUACGAGUUGCUAGGGGUCCAUGGAGUCGUCCGGUUCCACGUGCUUUUCCUCAUAGGGCUAGAGGAUUUGGAGGACACAUGCCUCCUGCUGUUGAUCGUGAUCUGAAGAGGCCUGUUGGAUUUAGGGAUCGACGACCAGUUAUGGGUAUGCCAUCAAGGGGCAGGCCGCUGGCUCCUCCAUCAAGAUCCUAUGACAGGAGACCACCUGUCCCUUCAUACCCCCGGAGUAGCUUGAAGAGGGAUUAUGUCCGGCAUGAGGAGUUGCUUCCAAGAAGCAGAGCUGCUGUUGAGUAUGGUUACAGAGGUGCAUCUGAGAAACAUGCAUCAUACAGGGAUGACUUCUCCCGUGGAUCCGGAUAUACUGAUUUGCCCAGAGGUACAUCUCGCCCUGUGGCUAGGAGAGCUUAUGUUGAUGAUGGCUAUGGGCAAAGGUUUGAAAGGCCUCCUCCAAGUUACCGGGAGGGACACAGUCGCGAGUAUGACUCAAUAUCUGGUUCAAAACGUCCAUACACAGCAAUGGACGAUGUUCCUGCACGAUAUGCUGAGGCAGGAGUACGCCAGUCGCGUGCCCGCUCGGAUUAUGAACUUGGUGGUAGUGCUUCUCAUUAUGGUGAUACCUACAGUGAUAGGCUUGGGAGGUCUAAUCUAGGAUAUGGUGGCAGCAGAAGCUCCAUUUCCAGUCAAGAUUCACGUGGGCUUUAUAGCAGCAGUCGUCAGGGUACGGGUUAUGGUGGAGGCUCUUAUGGUGGCAAUGAUGUUGGUGAGAUGUACUCAUCAAGCUUUGGUGAUGAUUAUGUGUCUCGUGGGAGUGAUGUUGGUGGUAGUUCUUACUCAUCACUAUAUUCGGGCCGUGGCUUGGGUGGUAGUAGUUACAUGGGAAGUGGUGGUUCUGGAUCAUACUAUUGA
Ilex paraguariensis (yerba mate) is the source of this 2509-nucleotide messenger RNA. NCBI's taxonomy places the organism in Eukaryota, Viridiplantae, Streptophyta, Magnoliopsida, Aquifoliales, Aquifoliaceae. The record is from the annotation of a GenBank genome assembly.